UGGACUCGACGCGUUCCCAACGCGCUCCUUAUGGCGACGUCAGACCUUCCCAUAGACCAGCUCGAGUCCCUAAGACACAAAGCCAACCAGAUAAUCGAAUCUGUUUCUGCACUACAGCGCAUGAUAGAAGGCAGUUAUCAAAACUAUAUUCCUCCGUGGCCCGAUAUUCUCUCCAAAUACCAUGUCAUUCUUUCCCAAACACAGAACUUCUCAAAUGCCCUUGUGUCGCCACUGCAGGCUGGUCAACGCGAUCCUACAUUAGAUCACAAACCCCCACCAAAUCCAUUCGAGGGACUUGCACUACAUCCUCGAAAACCAAUGACGGACAUGCAACUUGACAAUGAAGUCAUCCCGCUGUUACGAAAUCAACAAACGACAGAUGUGUUGAAAAUGGAGAGCGACACUGUGCGACGGCUGGCGGGGCAUUUGGCGACAAGAGGAACUCUGGGAGUACUUGGUAUUGUUCAGCCGCCUCCAUCAGCGCUGGGGGUAACAUCCAAGAAACCUGAAUACGAAGAUGUUCUUCAGGAGUGUGCCCAAAUAAGAGAGGCUCAUGACCAGAGAGUAGAACGCGCGGUCAGGGCAGUCGCAAUGUUACGAGACAAGUUCGAAACCAAAACGCGUAUGGAAGUCGACGAGGAAGAACCUGAAGAGCUUGCGUAUGAUCCUUUACAAGCUGCUGAUGAUUCAGCGGAUGAAGACGACGAAGAAGAAGCUGGGGCGAGUGCAGCGUUAGCAGAAGCUACUUAG
This is a messenger RNA of Mycena indigotica, 750 nucleotides long. RefSeq lists its product as uncharacterized. Lineage: Eukaryota; Fungi; Basidiomycota; Agaricomycetes; Agaricales; Mycenaceae. The transcript has a single exon. The record is from RefSeq and is a predicted model, not a curated record. Bases 31 to 750 code for a protein of 239 amino acids.